UUUUGCGAUAGCUCCCGAAAAAAUAAUAUAAAGUGUUUCUUCUUCAAGUUUUAAGUCUUUUUUUUCAACUGAAAGUAAUACGAUUGUAAACUACAAUAGUCUCAAAUCGAUUAAUGCUAAAUUAUCAUCAAUUGUCAAGUGCAUCAAAAUCCAUUUUGAAUAAGUUAAUUAUUUUUUAUUUUUUCCUCUAAAUUCUUUAUUUUUGCAUACAUAUAUUUUAAUUUUCUCUUUGUUGACAUAUACCCUUAAAUAAUAUGAAUGUGUGCGGUAAUUGUAAAGAUGAGCUCCCAUACGACGGUGAUUUUGCGGUUUGCUCGACGUGCAACAACAAACUACACUUUGAAUGCACCACUGUCUCCGAAAAAUCAUGGAGAACCAUGGGAAAAACAAAAAAAGAUUUGUGGAGAUGUCAACUAUGCAGAAAUAAUUCUAUAGAUCCCCAAGGUAUAUCUGCUACUAAAGGCAACACAUUGACUGUGUCACAACAAAACACACCAAAUAGCCCAGAAAUCGUUCCCCAAAAUCCUUAUAUAAACAACACCACUGUUCUUGAGGAAAUUCGACUCCUAAGAGAUCAAAUGAAGGAAAUAACAGCAAGCAACGAUUUCCUAGGCACUAAGUUUGAUGAAAUUAAUGUCAACAUAAAAAAAAACAACAACCUCAUCGAAGACUUCACAAAAGAAAUAAAUGAACUAAAGGAGAGCAACAAAAAAAAAGAUGAAAUCAUAGAGAACAUGCAAUCACAAAUAAAUAAUAUGGAACAACAAAUGAUUCGAAACAAUGUAGAUAUUAAAAACAUUCCACCUACUGCAAACGAAAAUCUUAUUGAAAUUGUUAAAGGAAUUGGAAAAACAAUAAAUUGCGAAAUAAAAGACAACGAUCUCACUGACAUUUAUAGAACUAAACCGAGAAACCCCGAAAAUUCAGUAAUCAUUGCUUCAUUUUCGUCUAAUAUACGCAAGACACAUUUUGUUAAACAAGCACGCGCCACCCGACCCAUCAAAUUGAAUGCAGUAAUGCAAAACGUCAACAAAGAGCUAAGCUCUGGUUCAGCCGCAUCAUCUUCGUUUGAUAACACAGUUUACAUAAAUAAUCAACUCACAAGACAAAAUAAACACAUACUGUGGCUUACAAAAGAAAAAGCAAAGCAGGUAAACUGGAGAUUUGUGUGGGAGAGUGCAGGCAAAAUAUUGGCACGUAAGAAUGAGAGCACACAACCGAUCAUUAUAAGCACCGCUAAUGACGUGAACAAAUUAACAUCUACAUAAACACGCAUAAUGCGUGUGCGUAUACAUAUAGAUACACAAAAUUUUAACAACAAAAAUGAAUAACACAAAUGGAAACAAUGAAUUAAUUGUAAACUUAAA
Messenger RNA from Episyrphus balteatus (marmalade hoverfly), 1367 nucleotides. RefSeq lists its product as uncharacterized. The transcript is spliced from 2 exons. The record is from RefSeq and is a predicted model, not a curated record. Lineage: Eukaryota; Metazoa; Arthropoda; Insecta; Diptera; Syrphidae. The coding region runs from base 255 to 1268 and encodes 337 amino acids.